CAGAUCACAAUGCACCGCUGUCCUUCCUCCAAUUAGAAACUUACUCUCACUCUCGGUUCUAACCUACGCCGUGUGCGCACCUUCCUUCUCCCUUUUUAUAUUCACACAAUCUCACCUCACUUCACUUCAACACAUAAUAAUCCCUUUGUUUCCUUUCAUCUUUUACACAUCUUUUCUUGCUCCUACAGUGUUUUAGCGUUUAUGUUUACAACCAUGAAUUCCAUCGUAUAUUGUUUUUAUCGAAGAAGCAGAGCAUGAGCUUUGCUAGAUUUUAUAGCAGAAGCUUUAUCUCGAUUUGUAUCGUAGAUUUUGCUGAAGAUUUACAUCGGUUUCGUUCAGAGUUUUCUUCUAGUUUUUAGUCCAGAAAUGCGUUCCAAACGUCGUUUCGUGAAAUCGACGACGCGUAAGAGGUUGCUAAUAAAAUACGAUCACAUCUCGUUCACUGGUGCUGUUAAUUUCCGACCAAGAGCACACGAUUUGUGCUAGAUUUCAAAAUUUACAUUCAUACGAUAAUAUAUAUAUAUAUAUUACUAAGUGUUUAUUAUUUGUAUUGAAAAAUAUAUAUAUUACUAAGUGUUUGUGAAAAUGCCGCACCGAGCAACUUACAUUUUCCCAAGGCAGUUUCCGGAUCAAAGCAGUGUGAACACGAAUUCAUCGUCGAAAUCUGAAGAUCACGAGCAGGCGAACACGAACCUGAUCUCGAACGAAGGUUUAAGAUCUAUGAUCAACGGUGAUCGUGAUAGCAAUAAGGAUAAAAAGACAGAAGUGUACGGACACGGAGUAUUAUCAUCGGAACGACACCGUUUUGGUAAAGGUUACCGGAGCCAUGGAAAGAAGAAGAGGCAGCAGAUCGCCGACUUCGUGAACUGGUUGGUUGAGAAGAAAAGUUCCGGUUCCCGUUCCGGUAACGUGAGGUUAAACAACGAUGAUCUUGACGAGCUUAUACCAUCCUGUUUGGAUUAUAAUUAUAACCAUCCUGCCACACAGCAAAGUGGCGGGACGGGUAUGGGAUUAGGUGAUCGACAGGUGUCGUCGUUGCAUCGGUUGUCGUCGACUGACAAUUAUCAUCACCCGUCAACACAGCAAAGCGUUGGGACGGGUAUGGGAUUAGGUGAUAAGCAAGUAUCGUUACAUCGGUUGUCGAGUGACGAGUAUCACCAUCCGACCACACAGCAAAGCGUUGGGACGGGUAUGGGAUUAGGUGAUAGGCAGGUUUCGCUACAUCGGUUGUCGAGUGACGAUUAUCACCAUCCAACCACACAGCAAAGCGUUGGGACGGGUACGGGAUUAGGUGAUAGGCAGGUUUCGAUGCGUCGGUUGUCGAGUGAUGCUGGGAGUAGUUACGCGGCGAGUUUGUUUUCGUGUACGGUUGAGACGUCGAGUUCGGCUGCUUUUUGCAAGGAUUCGAUGACGGAGGAGACGGUGGGGAUGAGAGAGGAGGAUAUGGUGGCGGGUGGUGGUGGUGGUGGAGAUGAUGGUUGUCGGAGUGUUGUUAAGAGGUGGCGUGAUAGUUAUUACUUGCAGCUUACGCUUGCGAAACGGUUAACGCAUCAAGCGACGAUUGGUGAUGAAGCAUCAGCUUUUAACAGGAGCGGGUACGGUGGCGGUGGCGGUGGUGGUGGUGCUCCGGCAGUGACGUGUUAUGAUGCUGAGUCUGUUUCUUAUCGUCUCUGGGUUAAUGGUACUUUGUCUUACAAUGAUAAGAUAUCGGACGGGUUCUAUAACAUCCUCGGAAUGGAUCCCUACAUGUGGAUAAUGUGCAAUGAUUCUGAAGAAGGCAAACGCUUACCGUCUUUACUAGCACUCAAAGCUGUAAAUUCAGGUAGUACAUCAAUGGAGGUAGUUCUGGUAGAUAGAUACAGGGAUUCGCGGCUAAGGGAUUUGGAGGAUCGCGCACAAGAACUUUAUUUUUCGGCUGAAAACAAUCGAAUGUUGGCUGAACAGCUUGGAAACCUUGUUGCUUCUACUAUGGGGGGGUCGUUUACAACGGAACAGGAUGAUCUCCAUGCUCAUUGGGAAUCGGCUAGCACCAAAUUAAGGGACAAUCAAAAUGGCAUUUUGGUUCCGGUUGGCAACUUGUCUGUGGGACUUUGUAGGCACAGAGCUAUUCUUUUCAAGAAACUGGCAGACUAUGUGGGACUACCAUGCCGUAUAGCUAGAGGCUGCAAGUAUUGUGUUGAAGAUCAUAGAUCAUCAUGCCUGGUCAAAAUCCAAGAUGACAAUGUCACAAGGGAGUAUGUAAUGGAUCUAAUCGGGCAGCCCGGAAAUAUGUAUAAUCCGGAUUCCUCUAUUAACGGAGACAUACUUUCUUCAGUUCCGUCGCCUUUUCAAAGUUCUCAUUUGAAAGAAGUUCAACAAGUUUAUGUGGACCGAGAAUCGAUUUCUCAAGUCAAGAACAUUGAAUGGAAACCAAAUGUAUCCGAUGAAGAAACUGGCGGUAACAGAGAAUCAAAGGAGAUGCGAUGUGUACCACUCGAUAAGAAUUACAAAAUAUGUGAGACAGUUGAAACACCAAAACUGAAACCGAAUCAACCGGAUCAGUUGAUGAAGGUUGAGAGUGGCAGUAAAUGCAGAGGCAACUUUCCGGUGACUACUACAAGGUACUUGACCCUCGAGCCAUCUCUCGCGAUGGACUGGCUCGAGAUAGCUUGGGAUGAGUUGCAUAUCAAGGAGCGUAUUGGAGCUGGCUCGUUUGGGACGGUUCAUCGCGCAGAGUGGCAUGGAUCGGAUGUAGCCGUUAAGGUCUUAACGGUCCAGGACUUUGAAGAUGAUCAACUGAGGGAGUUUCUGAGAGAGGUUUCCAUCAUGAAACGCGUUCGCCAUCCAAAUGUGGUUCUCUUCAUGGGUGCAGUCACUGUUCGUCCACAUUAUUCAAUCGUGACCGAGUAUCUACCUAGGGGCAGCUUGUUUCGCCUUAUACAUCGACCAGCAGCUGGUGAAAUCAUGGAUCAAAGACGACGUUUACGCAUGGCUUUAGAUGUGGCGAAGGGAAUAAAUUAUCUUCAUUGUCUUAGCCCUCCGAUCGUUCACUGGGAUCUCAAGUCUCCAAAUCUAUUAGUUGACAAAAACUGGACAGUGAAGGUUUGUGAUUUCGGGUUAUCAAGAUUUAAGGCGAAUACUUUCAUAUCAUCAAAAUCUGUUGCUGGAACGCCCGAAUGGAUGGCCCCUGAAUUCCUUCGAGGCGAGCCCUCAGAUGAAAAAUCUGAUGUUUAUAGUUUUGGCGUGAUCUUAUGGGAGCUUGUAACCAUGCAACAACCGUGGAACGGGCUCAGCCCUGCUCAGGUUGUUGGAGCAGUGGCUUUCCAAAACAGGAAACUAACUAUACCUAGCAACACCCCUCCGGCGCUAACUUCACUCAUGGAAUCCUGUUGGGCUGAUGACCCGACUCAACGACCCAGUUUUAAGAGCAUUGUUAACUCAUUGAAGAAGUUACUCAAGUCACCAACACAAAUGGGAGGUCCAUGAGGACCACAUUCUCAUGUUUCUUGGUUUAGCUUCUAUAGAAAUGUAGUCUAAGCAUAAAUUAAAAAAAAUCCUAAGAGAGGAUUAUCUAGAAUAUGUUAAAGCUAAAUGGGCUUUAGGUUCAUAAGGUCUGUAACUCCAUGAAAGUUUCUAAGAUAUUGAUAAUACGAAUUCGAAUACGAAUGUUGUUGAUCA
Messenger RNA from Helianthus annuus (common sunflower), 3657 nucleotides. Its product is annotated as serine/threonine-protein kinase CTR1. Gene Ontology annotation, biological process: protein phosphorylation. The transcript is spliced from 14 exons. Bases 586 to 3465 code for a protein of 959 amino acids. Lineage: Eukaryota; Viridiplantae; Streptophyta; Magnoliopsida; Asterales; Asteraceae. Gene Ontology annotation, molecular function: ATP binding; protein kinase activity. The record is from RefSeq and is a predicted model, not a curated record.